AUGAAGACUGCAUACUUUGCCAAGCAUCCCAAGAGAAAACGAGGUCCAGGCUUAAAGGUGAAUCUUGAAAAACUGUGGUCAACUUCUAAGCUAGAUGAUUCAGUCAUAAUCGAAGGAAAUAAAACUUUAGAAGCAUCUAUCAAGGCUAGUGGACGAAAGGCUAGAAAACGAUUAGAGAAUAAAAAUGCCACAAAAGAGAUUGAAAGUGAACAAUCCAGUGAAGCAGAAAGCUCUUGUAAGAGUGAUGAAGAAGAAGAAACAGUGGACGACAUUGCAUAUACACUCAAUCAUGAAGAUGCCACUGAAUUCGAGCAAGCCUUAUUUUCUACUACUGACUCACCACAUAUACUGAAGAAUGGUCACAACUUUAGCAAAAGUUUCAAGAGAUUUCAGUUAAAAUCAUAUCAGGAAACAAAGUCCUCUGUACAGAUUCUGAAUGGCACCAAUUUAGAUCUUUUUAUCACGCCAAAAGACGAGUAUGAUCAAGCAAUGCCGAAUGUAAUUGGACUCGAUGGAGCUCUCGGUGUUGGCGUACCUGUCUGUGGUGGUAUCGGUGAAGCUCUGUGUGGUGGAAUCGGUGAAUUUUUCGGUGUCGGUGAAGCUCUCGGUUUUAUGAAAGCUCUUGUGUAUGUGCAUGGCGCAACAAGAUAUUCAAAAAAGAAAGACUUUCUGAUAUCUGGUGUCCUUGACGCUGACUCUUGUGAAGGUUAA
Mucor mucedo is the source of this 711-nucleotide messenger RNA. RefSeq lists its product as uncharacterized. The transcript is spliced from 4 exons. NCBI's taxonomy places the organism in Eukaryota, Fungi, Mucoromycota, Mucoromycetes, Mucorales, Mucoraceae. The record is from RefSeq and is a predicted model, not a curated record. Bases 1 to 711 code for a protein of 236 amino acids.